Polyodon spathula (Mississippi paddlefish) is the source of this 1769-nucleotide messenger RNA. RefSeq names its product NADH:ubiquinone oxidoreductase core subunit V1 (gene ndufv1). The record is from RefSeq and is a predicted model, not a curated record. Gene Ontology annotation, biological process: mitochondrial electron transport, NADH to ubiquinone. Lineage: Eukaryota; Metazoa; Chordata; Actinopteri; Acipenseriformes; Polyodontidae. Gene Ontology annotation, molecular function: FMN binding; NAD binding; 4 iron, 4 sulfur cluster binding.
AUGAAAAGGAGCGGUAUAGCGAAGGCCGUUCUGCACGAUGUUCGCGGUUCGUCGGAUUAUCUUGGGUUCGGGACUCCGGACUCAGCCUCCCUCCGCCCGUGCGGGCUGGUUCUGACCCGGUCCAACAGCGCCGCUGCCCAGCAGGACAAACCCAAGAAGACUCAUUUCGGGCCUCUGAAGGAUCAGGAUCGGAUCUUCACUAACCUGUACGGACGCCAUGACUGGAGGUUGAGGGGUGCUCAGUCUCGGGGUGACUGGUUCAAGACGAAAGAGAUUCUCCUGAAGGGUCCGGAGUGGAUCCUGCAGGAGGUGAAGGUGUCGGGGCUCCGAGGGAGAGGGGGGGCCGGCUUCCCUACAGGCAUGAAGUGGGGCUUCAUGAACAAGCCGAGCGACGGCCGUCCCAAGUACCUGGUAGUGAAUGCAGAUGAGGGGGAGCCCGGCACAUGCAAGGACAGGGAGAUCCUGAGACACGACCCUCACAAGCUGGUGGAGGGCUGUCUGGUGGCGGGCCGAGCGAUGGGGGCCCGUGCAGCGUACAUCUACAUCCGAGGAGAGUUCUACAAUGAGGCGUCCAACCUGCAGGUACCACUGACCUGGAGAGACCGUGCACUUGAUUGCUCCUCCUCCACUUGUCGUGGGCGGGAUGCCUGUGGCUCGGGGUUUGAUUUCGAUGUGAUCGUGGCUCGGGGCGCCGGAGCGUACAUCUGCGGGGAGGAGACGGCGCUGAUCGAGUCUCUGGAGGGGAAGCAGGGCAAGCCCAGACUCCAGCAGCCACCUUUUCCGCCCCUCCCAGGAGUGUUCGGUUGUCCCACCACGGUUGCCAACGUGGAGACGGUCGCCGUGGCGCCCACAAUCUGUCGCCGGGGCGGCAGCUGGUUCCUGGGCUUCGGGCGCGAGAGAAACUCUGGGACGAAACUCUUCAACAUCUCCGGGCACGUGAACCAGCCCUGCACAGUGGAGGAGGAGAUGUCUCUGCCACUGAGAGAGCUGAUAGAGAGACACGCAGGCGGGGUGAUUGGCGGCUGGGAUAACCUGUUGGCUGUGAUCCCGGGCGGCUCCUCCACGCCCCUCAUCCCGCGCUCCGUGUGCGAUGACGUCAUGAUGGAUUUCGAUGCGCUGGUCCAGGCUCAGACCGGGCUGGGCACUGCGGCGGUCAUCGUCAUGAACAAAUCCACAGACGUCGUGCAGGCGAUCGCUCGCCUCAUUGAGUUCUACAAGCACGAGAGCUGUGGACAGUGCACCCCCUGCAGGGAGGGGGUUGACUGGAUGAAUAAGAUGAUGUGGCGUUUUGUGAAAGGGGACGCUCGCCUCUCCGAGAUAGACAUGAUCUGGGAAAUCAGCAAGCAGAUCGAGGGGCAUACAAUCUGCGCACUGGGAGACGGGGCCGCCUGGCCAGUACAGGGUUUGAUUCGUCAUUUCCGUCCAGAGUUGGAGCAGCGCAUUCAGAACUUCCAGAGAGACAAUCCGCAGCAAGCCAGGCUGUGAGGGGUUAACUACGACACCCUGCCCCUCCCCUGCCUCUCCUCCACCUCUCUCCCUCUCCCUCUCUUCCCUCUCUUCCUCCCUCUCUCCCCCUAGCUCUCUCUACCCUUCUCCCCCUCCUGUCUUGUAAUUAUAUUCCCAGGACACCCCCCAUGUUUUGCAGAUAGUUUAGGGGAGAUUGUCUGGACUGUGCAGGGAGCUCUCUGUUUAAAAUGAUAACGAUGUAUUAUAUUGGGUUUCUCUUGCUGUGUUUAACAGAAUAAAAAAAAUAAAAAGGGUUUAAAUUA